AUGGUCGGCUUCAAACACUUUGCCAUGCUCGCGGCCGCGGCCUGCACCAUGGCCGCUCCCACCCCCCAGACCGAGACUACAGUCCAGACUGCUGCGGACAACAGCUACAUCAUCACCCUCAAGGACAACCUCAGCCUCACGAGCCUCACUUCCCACCUGAGCUGGCUCACUGGCGUCCAGGCCCUCAGCCUCGACAAGCGCCAGUUCACCGGGACUGAGCGUACUUACUCCUUUGGCGGCUUCCGCGCAUACUCUGGCAAGUUCGACGAUGCCACCAUCCAGCUCAUCAAGAGCUCUCCCGAUGUUGCCAGCGUUGAGCGCGACCAGAUCUGGACUCUGUCCGCCAUCGUGACCCAGUCCGGCGCCCCCUGGGGUCUGGGAACCAUCUCCCACCGCACCUCCGGGUCUACGCAGUACGUCUACGACGACCGCGCCGGCUCUGGCACCUACGCCUACGUCGUCGACUCGGGCAUCAACACGGCCCACACCAACUUCGGCGGCCGCGCUUCGCUCGGCUACAACGCCGCCGGUGGUGCUCACACCGACACCCUCGGCCACGGCACUCACGUCGCCGGCACCAUCGGCUCGACGACGUACGGCGUCGCCAAGCUGACGUCCCUCAUCUCCGUCAAGGUCUUCGUCGGCAACUCGGCCUCCACCUCGGUCAUUCUUGCCGGCUACAACUGGGCCGUCAACGACAUCACCAGCAAGGGCCGCGCCUCCAAGUCCGUCAUCAACAUGUCCCUCGGCGGCCCUGUCUCGUCCGCCUGGACGACGGCCAUCAACUCGGCCUACACCUCCGGUGUCACCACCGUCGUCGCCGCCGGCAACGAGGCCCAGAACGCCGCGAACGUGUCCCCUGCCAGCGCGGCCAACGCCAUCACCGUCGGCGCCAUUACCAGUACUUGGGCCAUCGCCUCCUACUCCAACUACGGCCCCGUUCUCGACAUCUUCGCCCCCGGCAGCUCCAUCCUGUCCACCUGGAUCGGUUCCACCACCGCCACCAACACCAUCUCCGGUACCUCCAUGGCUUCCCCCCACGUCGCCGGCCUCGUCAACUACCUUCAGUCCGUUGAGGGCCUGGCCACGCCCGCCCUCAUCGUCGCCCGCCUCAAGGCCCUCGCCACGCCCAACAAGAUCACCGGCACCCUCAACAGCAGCCCCAACCUCAUCGCCUACAACGGCGCCGGUGCGUAA
Colletotrichum destructivum is the source of this 1197-nucleotide messenger RNA. RefSeq names its product Putative peptidase S8 propeptide/proteinase inhibitor I9. The transcript is spliced from 2 exons. Bases 1 to 1197 code for a protein of 398 amino acids. Gene Ontology annotation, molecular function: serine-type endopeptidase activity. Gene Ontology annotation, biological process: proteolysis. Lineage: Eukaryota; Fungi; Ascomycota; Sordariomycetes; Glomerellales; Glomerellaceae. The record is from RefSeq and is a predicted model, not a curated record.